AUGAUUUUUGGUGGGAAUGAAAUCAAUGGUGUAACCUUUUCGGCGGCUAAAAGGACAAAAGUAUCAGUAACCCACAACAAGAGACUCCGAGAAGUCGCCGAAGAUAACAUCACCUUUAUGGAGGAUGAUGCCGACGGACUUCUUCUGUCGCAUAACGUCGCCCUGGUAAUUUCUCUUAAUGUUCUAGAUCUUAAUAUUAAACGUGUUUUGGUUGACCUAGGAAGCUCAACCAACAUUAUUCAAUUGAGAGUGUUGGAACAAGCCAAAUUAACUGGAAGUAUCAUUCCGGCGACAAAGCUCCUCACUGGGUUCAAUAUGACAAGUGUGACAAGCCGAAGGGAUAUCUUGCUGCCCACGAACGUUGAUGGGGUCACGAAGACCACCUUAUUCAAAAUGGUGGAUGGUGACAUGGGCUACAACAUAAUCCUCGGUAGACCAUGGUUACAUGAGAUGAAGGCUGUACAUUGA
Messenger RNA from Nicotiana tabacum (common tobacco), 468 nucleotides. RefSeq lists its product as uncharacterized. Lineage: Eukaryota; Viridiplantae; Streptophyta; Magnoliopsida; Solanales; Solanaceae. The record is from RefSeq and is a predicted model, not a curated record.